Messenger RNA from Myotis brandtii (Brandt's bat), 1473 nucleotides. Its product is annotated as cytochrome P450 26C1. Gene Ontology annotation, molecular function: oxidoreductase activity, acting on paired donors, with incorporation or reduction of molecular oxygen; monooxygenase activity; heme binding. Lineage: Eukaryota; Metazoa; Chordata; Mammalia; Chiroptera; Vespertilionidae. The transcript has 8 exons. Gene Ontology annotation, biological process: sterol metabolic process. The record is from RefSeq and is a predicted model, not a curated record. Bases 1 to 1305 code for a protein of 434 amino acids.
AUGUUCCCCUGCGGUCUGAGCUGCCUGUCUGUGCUGGGGGCGGCUGGCACCGCUCUCCUGUGCGCCGGCCUCCUGCUCAGCCUGGCCCAGCACCUCUGGACCCUCCGCUGGAUGCUAAGCCGGGACCGGGCCUCCGCCCUGCCCCUGCCCAAGGGCUCUAUGGGCUGGCCCUUCUUCGGCGAGACGCUGCACUGGUUAGUUCAGGGCUCGCGCUUCCACAGCUCCCGCCGGGAGCGCUACGGGACCGUAUUCAAGACACACCUGCUGGGCAGGCCGGUGAUCCGCGUGAGCGGCGCCGAGAAUGUGCGCACAAUACUGCUGGGCGAACACCGCAUUGUGCGCAGCCAGUGGCCACAGAGCGCGCACAUCCUACUGGGCUCGCACACACUGCUCGGCGCGGUUGGCGAGCCACACCGGCAGCGGCGCAAGGUCUACGAUGCUGCCAAAGCCCUAACCUUCCGCAUGGCCGCGCGCAUCCUAUUGGGGCUGCGGCUGGACGAGGCGCAAUGCUCGGAGCUGUCCCGAACCUUCGAGCAGUUUGUGGAGAACCUCUUCUCGCUGCCCUUGGACGUGCCCUUCAGCGGCCUGCGCAAGGGCAUCCGGGCAAGGGACCAGCUACAUCGGCACCUGGAGGAGGCCAUUGCAGAGAAGCUCCAUGAAGACAUGGCUGGGGAGCCAGGUGAUGCCCUGGCCAUGAUUAUCCACAGCACUAGGGAGCUGGGCCAUGAGCUCUCAGUGCAGGAGCUGAAGGAGUCGGCUGUGGAGCUCCUCUUCGCCGCCUUCUUCACCACCGCCAGCGCCAGCACAUCCCUGGUCCUGCUGUUGCUGCAGCACCCGGCGGCCAUCGCCAAGAUCCGGCAGGAGCUGGAGACAUCCCUGGUCAUUGCAUACCAGGAAUCCAGGCACCAUGGGGACUGGGAUUCUGCCCUGGAGGAGAUUAUCAUGGAGAGAAAGGGGGCCGCCCCACAGACACCUCAUCCCAAAUGGGGCUACCAGAUCCCCAAGGGCUGGAGCGUGAUGUAUAGCAUCCGGGACACGCACGAGACGGCCGCGGUGUACCGCAGCCCGCCCGAGGGGUUUGAUCCCGAGCGCUUCGGUGCCUCGGGCGAGGAGGCGCGGGGCGCAUCCGGCCGCUUCCAUUACAUCCCUUUCGCGGUGGAGCUGGUGCGCACGGCGCGCUGGGAACUGGCCACGCCUGCCUUCCCCGCCAUGCAGACCGUGCCCAUCGUGCACCCGGUGGACGGGCUGCGCCUCUUUUUCCACCCGCUCGCGCAUUCGGCAGCGCGAGAUGGGCUCUGCCUCUGAUCCGCUGCGCUGUGGGACACGGUCAGUGGCUUGGCGACACCCAUCUGCGCUUCCCCGGUGCCAGGUCGUGCGCUCUUUAUACUCGUUCAACAAACGGCCACCGAAUGAGGCUCUGUGCGGGACUCUGAGGGAGGGCGAGCGCGAGCCACCGCCACAGCCCCGGAGAAG